AUGUUCAUUUUCGGAGAUUCUCUUCUAGAUAAUGGUAACAAUAAUCAUAUUAUAAGCCUGAUUAAGGCCAACUUCUUGCCUUAUGGUAUUGACUUCAACUCAACUCCCACAGGCCGUUUCUCCAAUGGCAGAAAUAUUGGUGACAUUGUUGCUGAAGAAUUGGGGCUGAGACAGUUUCCACCACCCUACCUUGCACCCAACUCUACUGGCAAUGCCAUUCUGCAAGGAGUCAACUAUGCCUCUGCAUUGUCUGGUAUUUUAGAAGAAACAGGCAACUUCUUAUAUGGCUUCCUUGCCAAUGAUAUCACUAAUGCCUUGCUAAACAAUAUUCUAUUGACCAACAUAUCCAUGAUAGGAAGGGUGACGCUGCAACGACAAAUCCUUUUCUUUGGAGAGACCAAAUCUCAAUUGAUAAACAUGUUGGGAGAAAACAAAGCUAAUGACUUGAUUUCCAAUUCCAUAUUCAUUAUAUCUGCUGGUUCUAAUGACUACCUUAACAACUAUCUGUUCCCACUUAGCUUUGAUCAUUUCUAUUAUCAAUGGAAGACAAAGACCUUCAGGGAUCGUUUGGUACAAACCUUGAGCCAUCAUAUAAAGACACUUUAUAAGAUGGGGGCAAGAAAGAUAGCUGUGGCUGGGAUUGGACCCCUUGGAUGCACUCCAUUCCUACGUUCAAUACUUGUAGAGUCUGGUAGGGGAUGUGCAUUGGGUCCCAACCUUCUUGUUAAGGAUUUCAAUGAUAGAACAAGGGAGAUGAUCACCCAACUCAACCAAUAUUUGCCUGAGUUGUUCAUAAUCCAUGCUGAUACAUUCGCUAUCCUAUAUGAUAUUGUUGCCCAUCCUCAUAAAUAUGGCUUUACAAAUUCUAAAGAUGCAUGCUGUGGCUUUGGAGGACGUUACAAUGGCAUUAUAACUUGCCUUCCUUUCAUGGAGUAUUGUCAAGAUAGAAGGAAAACUGUGUUUUGGGAUGCCUAUCAUCCAACAGAAGCUGCCAAUAUUGUUAUUGCCAAAGCAAUAUUGAAUGGUGAUCUUCAGCGAGUUUACCCCAUGAAUAUUGUUCAGUUGGCUAACCUAUAG
Cryptomeria japonica (Japanese cedar) is the source of this 1077-nucleotide messenger RNA. Its product is annotated as GDSL esterase/lipase At4g16230-like. The transcript has 5 exons. Gene Ontology annotation, molecular function: hydrolase activity, acting on ester bonds. The record is from RefSeq and is a predicted model, not a curated record. Bases 1 to 1077 code for a protein of 358 amino acids. NCBI's taxonomy places the organism in Eukaryota, Viridiplantae, Streptophyta, Pinopsida, Cupressales, Cupressaceae.